AUGUUCACUUUGGAACUUGGCCAAUUCGUUUGGGCUUCGUUCAAUUUUUUGAUGAUCUUGUUGACUGCGUUUUCUGUUUCUUCAACGUUGACAAACCACAUUCCCUCGUCUUCGUCAAAUUGUUUAAUCAAUGGAUGUUUGUCGGAGUGUAUUUCUACAAACGAAUGUACCCAAUGCAAAGAACCAGCCUAUGCCUUCGAUUGUCAUAGUUGUGGUGAUGGGUUUUAUAUGGACGGAUUUAUGAAUUGUGUCGCUUAUUCCGCCUCAGACAUCAAUAGUUGCAACGACUCAAUCAACGACAUCACUAUCACCACACCCAGAAAUUUGGUUUUAAACGCAUCACAAUCGACCGCAAUGGAAGUAAUAGUUUUGCUUCAGGACUUUAGACUCACGCGGGACGACUGUUUUGCAGUUGUCGAUCCCUCAAACCCAUAUACUAAUGGCAUUUGGUUUUCGUUGGAUGUUGAAGAUGAGGGGUAUUACGUCUUUGAAACCGACAAUGUAUACACAUUACCACUUAUUAAUUAUUAUCAUGCACAACAAUUGCACACUGGGUAUGAUUCAAGUCUCUCGAUCACGAAUUACUGUCAAAAGGAUGCGACAUUGGAGCCUUCAUUGUGUUAUGGUGAGAAUAGUGCAUUAGAUGACUAUGUACUCUCUGCUUCAUUGAUACUCAAAAUGAACACCGGAAAGUAUUUCCUUCAACUCUUUGGAUCGUUUGGGAAUAUGCCUGAUGGUGACGUCAAAUUGUAUAUUCGGAAAAUUGUCCACCCGUGUAGUACUCGCUACAUCCAAUUGAACUGGAACGACAUCUCAAAAACGCCGAUUAAGUAUGAUAUUGGGCACAACUCAUUUGUUAAAAGUUCAUCGAUUUGUGUGCUUCGACAAGAACUGGGGACUUGGUUUUUUCUUAAUGGGACAAAUAACACGUUGUAUAUCACAACUUUGGAAGACGGCAAUUUGAGCGUUAACACUUUUAUACAUUUAGUGGAAGUCGAGAACACUGUUGAUCCACAAAACGUCGAUUGCGACAAAUUACCAGCAAAGUGCAAACAACUUUCGGACCCAGGGAAAGAGGUCCAUGCGUCAAUGGUUGCGUCUUUAAACCCUAACAAAAAUUACUUCAUUUUUGUGUCCUCGAUGGUGCACCAUCCCUUUCCCGUUUAUUUUUCAACGAUUUGUCACGACAACUGCGUCCAUGGAAUAGCAUGUUCGACUAAUGAGAAAGGGUGUGUCUGUAACACGGGAUAUAUCAAAAGGGAUGGGGUCUGCACUUUAUGUGGGAAUGGGGUGGUCGACGUUGGAGAGGAGUGCGAUAUAUCAAAUUCCGAUGAUGACUAUUUCUGCGACAUAUCGACGUGUUUCUGCAAAUACCCAACAAAGCCGGUGAAGAUCAAUAACGUUACAAAAUGUGCGUUGUUGACGUGUGGGAAUAAUCGAGUUGAUGACUAUGAAGAGUGUGAUGGAGGUGUUGGGUGUUUGUUUUGUCAUUGUGUUGCUGGCUAUCUUCCUUAUGCAUCCCCUAGAAGAGGGUGUUUGCGUGAGACGUGUGGUAAUAAGCAUUUGGAUGAAGGAGAAGAGUGUGACAGUGAUAUAGGGAGUGGAUGUGUUGAAUGUGAAUGUCAACCUGGAUGGUAUGCGACGAGUUUAGAAACAUGUAGGACGUACUCUACGGGCCAUUUAACGUUAUAUAUACUUGUUCCUGGUGUGUUGUUAUACACACUGUUAUAUAUAAUAGUGUUGAUUGUUGGAUGGUCUGAGCACAAACGACUUCUAACGAAACUGCGAUUUGAAUACAAUGAACAGAUGAACGUCUUUGUGAAUUGUAUUGUGCCGUUUGAACCGGCAUUUUGCUACCCGUUGAAUAUCCCCAAUGAAUUUUUUAAUAUCCAACCGACAGAAAUCAAUUUGUCUGAUGAAUACUCGUCGCCGGAAGUCGAUAAGAUCGAAGAGACGCAGUGUGUCAUUACAAAUUAUUCUGAAACGGAAAGUAUGAGUUUCUUAUUCCACGCGAUUUCAAACAAAAAGUAUGACAUCCGGUUCACCCCCUUUCGUGGGGUCAUUCGCCCGAAAAGCGAAAAGGACGUGAAAAUUGAAAUAAUAGUGCACUGCACCACUAUAGCACAUGAAGAUGUCAAUGUCACAGUGCAUUAUUCUCAUUUCAAGAAGUUGAUGAAAGGGGAGUUACAAAAGCAGAAGAAAGUGCCUCAUAAAGUCGCGAAGUCUGACAUGCGUUCGAGUAAAUCGGCGAAGUAUAUGAAGAGUUCAUAUUCCACUGGGUCGUUACAGAACACUGCAUCAUCAGAGGAGAAUAGACCCGACUAUACCAAAGCUAAAAAGUUCAGUACGAGUCUCUCGUUCAUCAUUCGGAGUCGACUCUCUCCUAAACUUGAUUUGGGAGAAAUCCAUUUAGAUCAGUCACCGAUUGGACAAGGAAGUUUUGGAAUAGUGUACCAUGGCGUUUACAGAAAGCAGGAUGUAGCAGUCAAAGUCCUCAAAACGGACAUCUGUAACAUCAAAGAAUUAACACCGAAAUUUCAAGAAGAAGUUGCAUUACUCGAGAAAUUGCGGUCACAGUAUAUAGUCUCCUUUAUUGGUGUCUGUGUUGAUGAUGAAUCGAUUUGCGUUGUUAUGGAAUACUGCCCGAUGGGGUCUUUGAAAACAUAUUUGAGGUCGGUCCCAACAAAACCAUUACUCCGUCUUAGGUUUUGUCAGGACGUUGCACGUGGGAUGUUAUACCUCCACGACAAUAAUGUCAUCCAUCGGGAUUUAAAGCCCGACAAUUGUUUGGUGAUCUCCGAGAAUCCUAAUGAGGGUGUAGUGGUCAAAGUCACUGAUUUUGGGACGUCAAAAAAUAUCAUAGAAACGGCUAAUUUGGUCGAUGGCAAUGAUGUUGGAACCCCUAUGUUUAUGCCCCCCGAGUUACGAUUGGACGGCGUUAUUAAGUUGAAGUCGGAUGUGUUCUCAUAUGCAAUUUGUAUGUUAGAAAUCUGGUUGUGUCGGUCCCCAUAUAAUGUUGAGGAAUUUGAAACCCCGGAAAGUAUCUAUCAAUUUGUAUUACAAGGUCAUCGACUCAAAAUACCAAGGGAAUGCCCUUAUAGAAAACUGAUCAAAAAGUGUUGGCAACGAAAAGUCGACGCCCGGCCAUCGUUCAAGGAAAUCGACGAAUACUUUAUUAGGCUCAUUCAAAAUGAAAGAGUCAAAAUGGCAACCCCAUGUUUGCAAAUUAACACCCCAAGCGAAUUUGGGUGCGAGGAGAAUGAAAGCCAAAUCUCCUUGUUUUGA
Entamoeba invadens IP1 is the source of this 3285-nucleotide messenger RNA. RefSeq names its product serine-threonine protein kinase, putative. The coding region runs from base 1 to 3285 and encodes 1094 amino acids. The transcript has 2 exons. The record is from RefSeq and is a predicted model, not a curated record. Gene Ontology annotation, molecular function: protein kinase activity; ATP binding. NCBI's taxonomy places the organism in Eukaryota, Evosea, Mastigamoebida, Endamoebidae. Gene Ontology annotation, biological process: protein phosphorylation.